This is a messenger RNA of Xenopus tropicalis (tropical clawed frog), 1531 nucleotides long. It is a transcript of the gene fancf, whose product is annotated as FA complementation group F. The transcript has 3 exons. Gene Ontology annotation, cellular component: Fanconi anaemia nuclear complex. The record is from RefSeq and is a predicted model, not a curated record. NCBI's taxonomy places the organism in Eukaryota, Metazoa, Chordata, Amphibia, Anura, Pipidae. Gene Ontology annotation, biological process: interstrand cross-link repair. Bases 454 to 1494 code for a protein of 346 amino acids.
AAUUGUUAUGUACUCGCAGGGUUUUGGCAGGAACAAGCAUCCCUGUGGUGGUCAGCAAUACCCAGUGUUAAUAAGUAACUUUAAACUGUUUCUCUGCAAGAACGCCUGUUUGUACCAGGGGACAACACAUCAUUUUGUUAUAUCUGCCAACUGAGCUUUUCCUCGCCAUAUUCAAUAAGGAGUAACUAAUAAUUUAUAUCUGCGCACAGCUCCAGCUUGUGUCGGGUAGUACCGCCCCAUUACAGUCACAAGUAGUCUCUGUUCGCAGUAAACAUUUGGUUUUGUUGUUUUGAGCAGAAAAGGGCCCCACGUACAAGGGAACCGUAAUCCUGAAACAUUAAAGGAGGCAAUGGAAAUCUUCAUGAAGAUUUGACCUGUGUUUAUGUAGAAGGUUUACAGUUUCUGAUCAGAGUAAAACAGCAAUAGUCCUGUAGGAAAAAUACUGUUGAAAUCAUGCCUGGGAAGAUGCACACAUUGCUGGAAAACCUAGAUCGUUAUAUUGAGGUUCUUACUCUGUCUCAAAGUGUUCAUGUGAAAGACUGGGACAUCUCGUGUGUAAGAAGAGGAUUUGAAUGGGGAACUUACUUCCAGCAGGUUUAUCAUCGCUUCCAUACCAAUGAGUGCCUCAGAAAUGCUCUGGAGGACCAUCUUAGAUCAAAGAAUGAGACACUCAGUGCUUGCAUAAAAAACUAUCAGUAUAUAACCUUUAAUGAUCUCAGAUAUAGUAAAGAAAUUUUCUGCAUGUCAUUGCUCCAAAAUAAGGCCCUUUCCAAGGAUAUAUUCCAAUAUAUUGUUAGACAGUUAAAAAAUUUAAGUAGUGGGGAAAUUAGCAUUUGCAGUAUGAGCAACAUCAUGUGUCAGAAAGCAGCCUUGCAAUUGCUACUUUUUUCUUCAUCUAUUGCGUCAAAAAACCCUCUAGAGAACCCUUGUGUAGUUACACAAGCAGAAAUUCUGAAGAACCAUUUGGAGAACAGAAUAAGGUUAUUGAAAGGAGACCAUCAGUUUGCAGUUGUGGCAGAUGUUCUCAGUGGUAUUCCACAACCUUCAGUAUACAAAAUAUUAGCAGUUUUAUUGCUCUCAAGUGAGACUUGUGAUUCUCAGGGUCAGGUUUCCUUGUCCCAUCUUUUCCUGAAAUGGUUACUAGAAAAUGAUAGUGCAUGGACAGAUUUCUGCAGUAAAAUAAAUUGCCAUCUUUUGUCACGUUUAAGUUCUAAAUAUGUCAUUGUUAGUAAGGCAUAUAUGGACUUCCUAAUCAAGGUAGGUGAAAGUAUGGAGCUAGAUGUUCAUGGAAAAUGGGUCAGUAGCAAUGCUGAACUGCCAUUUAAUACUUUUCGUAAUCAUUUUGAAAGUCUCAUGAAUACUAGUGAAGACCUCAGGUCUGCCACAGAAGCAAAGCUUAAGGCCUUAAAAAGUCAAGAUGGAGAUUAUGAUCUACCAGGCAUAAGUAUUUGGACAGAUAUUUUACUUGAAGUUAAAAAGAUUGUACAUCUGUAAGAUUUAUUUUAAUAAAUUGUUUCAUUAGUUUGCUAAA